CUCCCAGUUACCGCCCACUCUCCAUACUCUUUUCAUAAUGAAGCUAGCCCCGUUCCUCAUUCCCUUCAUCGCCACAACAGUGACAGCAAGCCUCGCUGGCGAAGCCCUCUCCUGGGCCGGCCAGCUGGUCGGCGGUGGACGUGGCGCCCUUGCCACCGGCGAUGGACCCGUCAGGACUGAGAACUCUUGGAGCUAUGUUGACUGUGGAUUGGCCACUGACGCGAUCCAACUCAAGUCAAUCAAGGUCCACCCAGACCCUCCUGUCCCCGGAAAGAACCUCACUGUCACCGUCGAAGGUGAUGUCCUCGAGACUAUUGAGGAAGGCGCCUAUGUUGACGUCACCGUUAAGCUUGGUCUAAUCAAGCUGUUGCAGAAGGAAUUUGACGUUUGUGACGAAGCCCGUCAUGCGAACGCGUCUGUCCAGUGUCCUGUUCAGCCUGGUCCUUAUACUGUUACCGAGACCGUUGAGCUUCCACAGGAAAUUCCCAAGGCCAAGUUCUCCGUCCUGGUCAGGGGUUACACUGUUGACGACGAGGACAUGGUUUGCUUGGAUCUGUUUGUUGAUUUUAUGAAGAAGUAAUUCUUGAUUCUUCCCAUGGAUCAAUGACAUUUAUUGCGGCCCAAUACCGACCUGAAAGACUUUGUUAGAGGAACACAGUGCUACCAAAUAGAACCAGUCUAUCAGAUAUUUUGCGUUGUUAUUGUACCAUGCAUCAUUACUCAAAAGUUUGGUCUAG
Messenger RNA from Cryptococcus deneoformans JEC21, 737 nucleotides. RefSeq names its product vacuole protein, putative. The transcript has 6 exons. Lineage: Eukaryota; Fungi; Basidiomycota; Tremellomycetes; Tremellales; Cryptococcaceae. The record is from RefSeq and is a predicted model, not a curated record. Gene Ontology annotation, biological process: intracellular sterol transport. Bases 38 to 580 code for a protein of 180 amino acids. Gene Ontology annotation, molecular function: sterol binding.